This is a messenger RNA of Kwoniella botswanensis, 1671 nucleotides long. RefSeq lists its product as uncharacterized. Gene Ontology annotation, biological process: carbohydrate transport; transmembrane transport. The coding region runs from base 1 to 1671 and encodes 556 amino acids. The transcript has 14 exons. The record is from RefSeq and is a predicted model, not a curated record. NCBI's taxonomy places the organism in Eukaryota, Fungi, Basidiomycota, Tremellomycetes, Tremellales, Cryptococcaceae. Gene Ontology annotation, molecular function: carbohydrate:proton symporter activity. Gene Ontology annotation, cellular component: membrane.
AUGACUACGGUCCAAAUGACCGAUAUCAAACCUUACGAAUCCCAUGUGGAAGAUUCUAAAGAAGAAGAGAUUCUCAAGGGUACACCAGUACUGAAAUCAGAGUUGGAUAACUUAACAAGAUGGGAGACGGUCAAGCGAUUCUGGAAGGCAAUCGUAAUUUGUAAUAUGAUUUGUUUCGCUGCUGCCUGUGAUGGAUAUCAAAUCAACUUGAAUGGAAACAUCAUUGCCAAUCCAGGAUUCGUCAACAGAGUUGGCGAGAAAAACGCCGCUGGUAAAAUCGCUCUCACGACCCACGCAACAGCUACGUGGGGUGCUGUUCAGUCCUUAGGUCAAUUGGUAGGAAUGUGGCUCCUUACUCCCGUUAGUGAUCGAAUUGGUCGUAAAUACAUGUUAUACCUUCUUUGGUUGAUCCUUUUCGCCUCAAUCAUGAUUGAAACAUUCACUAAAAAUUGGUCACAAUGGGCCGCAGCCAAAUUCUUAGCUGGGACAGGUAUCGGUUGUUUACAAGCUACUUUACCAAUCUAUGUGGCCGAAUGGGCUCCGGCCAAUAUCAGAGGUGGUAUGCUCCUGGCCUACUCUGCAUGGAACCAUACCGGUGGUUUCUUUGGUCCUCUCAUCUUAUUCAUCUGUAAGAAAACAUUGGGUGAAAGCGAAUACAAAAUCCCAAUUUUAACUCAAUGGGCAUUUUUGGGUAUCAUGGCACCUAUUUUCCUUUAUCUUCCCGAAACUCCAUCAUACUACGCUGCAAGGGGAUUGCACGAUCAAGGGCUAGCCGUGCUUAAGAGAGUCAACGGCGGCGUAAAAGGAUAUAACGUCGAGGGGGAAUAUGAGAUCAUCAAGAAUAUCAUUGUGGAGGAACAAGAGAGGUUGGCAGAAUUGGGAUUGGAAGAACAUGAUUGGAGAGGUGUCUUGAGAUCUUAUGUAGAAUGUUUCAAAGGUUCAAACUUUAAACGAACCAUCGCUGCUUCUCUUCCUGCUUCAUGUCAACAACUUACAGGAUUAGCUUUCUUGUCUGGAUAUGCCUCAUUAUUCUUCAAAGAAGCAGGUUUCACAAAUGCAUUUGAAAUCACCUCGAUCCUCUUCGGUAUCAAAAUCUUCUUCGUGAUUGUAUUCGCACUCACCACCGAUCGAUUCGGUCGACGAAAUAUCGUAAUUUACCUUGCUGGACUUUGUUGCGCCAUGUUAUUGGUGAUUGGUAUAUUGGGUCACGUACCACAUAAUAACGCUACCAAGGACGUAUUGAUCGUUGCGGCAUGUUUCUGGUCAGCAGGUUCAGUUGGUCUCGGUGCAUUCGGAUGGUCAUUCGCAGGUGAAGUGGCAGCUCAAAAAUUACGUGCUAGAACUUCAGGUCUUGGGUCGGGUAUAGCAGUAAUUUUCGGAUUGACUUUCAACACAUCUGUUCCAAUCAUGUUAUUGGACGGAGGCAAAAGAUUAGGAAACAACACGUACAACACCGCUUUCAUCUUUUUAGGGUUCGGUACCCUCGUUUGGAUCUUGACUAUCUUCAUGUUACCUGAAGUCGCAUCUCGAAACCCAGCAGAAUUAGAUGAGAUGUACGAGAAGGGAAUCGCUCCUUGGAGAAUGAAGAAUUACGUUACGGAUGUUCAAAAGGCUCAUGCGGCCAGGACGGGUCAACCUAUCCCAGGUGGUCAAACCGAUGAACAAAGAUAA